Anoplophora glabripennis (Asian longhorned beetle) is the source of this 1276-nucleotide messenger RNA. Its product is annotated as aminomethyltransferase, mitochondrial. The coding region runs from base 46 to 1257 and encodes 403 amino acids. NCBI's taxonomy places the organism in Eukaryota, Metazoa, Arthropoda, Insecta, Coleoptera, Cerambycidae. The record is from RefSeq and is a predicted model, not a curated record. Gene Ontology annotation, molecular function: protein binding; aminomethyltransferase activity. Gene Ontology annotation, cellular component: mitochondrion. The transcript is spliced from 6 exons. Gene Ontology annotation, biological process: glycine catabolic process.
GAAAAUCAAAUCACGACGGCCAGUGGUUGUCGAAAAGGUGCGACGAUGUUUUCGUUGAGGGCUGUGAGUAAGCCGAGUGUCGGAGCCCUGAAAAGGGCAUUCUCGUCCGAUGUUAAGGCCGAGGCGACGGCUCUGUUCGACUUUCACGUCGAGAGGGGCGGGAAAAUCGUGAAUUUCGGCGGGUUCCUGCUACCAGUGCAGUACAGUGACCUGAGCAUCGUUAAUUCUCAUCUCUUCACUAGAAAAAGCGCGUCUCUGUUCGAUGUGUCCCACAUGUUGCAGACGGAGAUUUACGGCAAAGACUGUGUAGCAUAUCUAGAGUCUGUCUGUACUGCGGAUAUCCAAGGUUUGCAGGAUAACGGCGCUGUGCUGACGGUAUUCACCAACCAACAAGGUGGAAUCUUAGACGACCUUAUCAUCACCAAAAUAGCCGAAGACCACCUCUAUGUGGUGUCUAACGCAGCGCGCAAACACCACGACCAGCAGCAUUUGCUGAAGGCUUUGGACAGCCACAGGAAGCGCAACCCUUCCACCGACAUCAAACUACGGUACUACGAGCCCUUGGAGAGGGGUCUACUGGCUUUGCAAGGUCCCAGGGCCGCCGAAGCCUUACAGAACCUCACGGACGUAGAUUUAUCCCAGUUGUAUUUCAUGAACUCGACAACUGGCAACGUUGCUGGCGUAGAAAAUUGCCGAAUCACGAGGUGUGGCUACACUGGCGAAGACGGGUUCGAGAUCGAGGUGCCAGCGUCUAGUGCCGUGAAGUUAGCUGCAGAGCUGUUGACCAAUGAAAACGUUAAACUAGCCGGGCUAGGAGCUAGAGAUUCCUUAAGGUUAGAAGCAGGUCUUUGCCUCUAUGGCAACGACAUCACCAGCGAAACCACCCCCGUCGAGGCAGCCCUAACGUGGUUGGUCGCGAAAAGGAGACGCGAGCUAAAGGAUUUCCCAGGGGCGGAGGCCAUACUGAGGCAGAUAAGGGAAGGAUCUUCGAUUAAAAGAGUAGGGUUGGUAUCAAAAACAGGCCCGCCGGCAAGGCAGGGAGCCUCCAUCAUCUGCGUAGAAGAUCAGGAAGUGGGUAAGGUCACUUCUGGCUGUCCGUCACCCUCUCUAGGCGGCAAUAUCGCCAUGGGCUACGUCCCUACGAGCUACAGCAAAGUAGGUACCAGGGUUGGUCUGAAGAUACGCGAUAGGGUGUACGACGCUGUCGUCAGUAAGAUGCCUUUCGUCAAGGCCAACUAUUACAACAGGCCUAAAUAAAGACACCGCUGAGAAACGA